Messenger RNA from Lottia gigantea (owl limpet), 1213 nucleotides. RefSeq lists its product as hypothetical. Bases 77 to 988 code for a protein of 303 amino acids. The transcript is spliced from 4 exons. The record is from RefSeq and is a predicted model, not a curated record. NCBI's taxonomy places the organism in Eukaryota, Metazoa, Mollusca, Gastropoda, Lottiidae.
CAUACAUUUAUCAAUAUCUUUUCGAUAAAACAAAGGAAUUCCCUGCGGGUCAGAGGAUAGAUAGAUCAUAGCCACGAUGAAAGUGUUAGUAACUGCGUUAAUUAUCAGUUUCAGUACAGCUGUACUAACUGUACCUGUUUCUAUAAUUACUGCUCCUCUGUCUGUGGAAACUAUUCCGGGUUCCAGUUUGGACUCAACUAAAGUUCUAGGGAAACUGGAAGCAGCCUACGCCCAAUAUGGAGCCGACUCAACUAGUUUUAAAAAUUCGCUCCAGAAUAUUAUAAAUGCCUACAUGUCGAUCGCCGCUGAUUACGAAGCCCAAGCUGGAAUACUGGAAGUGAGGGCAGAUAUUGCCGAAGCUGCCAAGAAUGACGUAUUAGCUACAGAACUGGAAAUAAAGGGAGAUGCCUUAGAGGCCUUGGCGGAGGGGUACACAAAGACGGCUGAAAUGUUGCAAGAAUUUUUGAAAUUGAUCAGCGAGCACGAACACAAAUUGUCAGUAGUUUUCCGCGAGGUGAAAUCUGGCAUGAUUGGAACUGCUGCGAUGGAGUCAAGACUUCGACCACAGGCCACAUCGUCUCUACCAACAACUGGUGGACAACCAUCUACUGGUGGACAACCAUCUACUGGCGGAAAACCAACAACUGGUGGACAACCAACUACUGGCGGACAACCAUCUACUGGUGGACAACCAUCUACUGGCGGACAACCAACAACUGGUGGACAAUCAAUAACCGGUGGACAACCAACUACUGGUGGACAACCAACAACUGGCGGACUACCAACAACUGGUGGACAACCAUCUACUGGCGGACAACCAACUACUGGCGGACAACCAACAACUGGCGGACAACCAUCUACUGGUGGACAACCAUCUGGACUGGUGGACAACCAACAAUUGGUGGUCAACCAACCGGAGGAAACACCGCACCCGAACCGACAGCUCAAGAUGUUCAGGCAUUACUCGAAAGUUUGUUGGCAAAUAUGAGUAACACUGUGUAAAUUUCACUAUUUCUAUCGAGUUUCAAUGUUCAAAAUGACAAAAUUGGAUCAAAUAAAUUCUGCUUUAGAGAACUAGUGAGCGGUAAUAGACAAUGUGAUAGCUUCCACGCUAUGGUAGAUGCUAACUGACUUUUUGUGUAUCGUAUUGAUGACAUUUAUUUUGUUAAAAUGGCUCAAGAGCUGUGCAAUAAAGCAUUUCGUCGUAAAUCAA